CUUCGUAUAACUCACAAUAUGAAUUGCCAACAUUGAUUCAGUAACACGACCAAGCUCAUGCCCUCCGCGGCUCCCCUGCCAUCCAAUGAAACACCAAAUACCCAAUCUGGUCAAGAAUGGCUUCUACAAAGAAGCACUUUAUUUGUACGCACAACACCACUCUGCCUCGUUGCCUCCGCACAACUUCACUUUCCCUCCUCUGCUCAAAGUCUGUGCCAAGCUCCAAUCACCAAUUCAAGGCCGAAUCCUCCAUACCCAUCUCAUCAAAACCGGGUUUUCGGUAGACGUUUAUUCAGCUACAGCUCUCGGCGACAUGUAUAUGAAACUUAAUUUACUUGGUGAUGCUCUUAAGGCGUUCGACGAAAUGCCACAGCGAAACUUGGCCUCAUUGAACGCUGUGAUUUCUGGAUAUUCACAAAAUGGGUAUUCCAGAGAAGGUAUGAGGGUUUUCAAAGAAACGCUCCUUGGAUUGUUUAGGCCCAAUGCGGUUACUGUAGCAAGUGUUUUGUCUGGCUGUGACAGUGUUGAAGAUGGCACGCAAAUGCAUUGUUUGGCAAUAAAGUUAGGUGUAGAUAUGGAUAUAUAUGUGGCAACUGCAUUGUUGACUAUGUAUUCGAACUGUAAAGAAAUAGGUUUGGCUACAAGAUUGUUUGGAGAUAUGCGUAAUAAGAAUGUUGUGAGCUAUAAUGCUUUUGUUACUGGGCUUCUGCAUAAUGGGGUUCCACGAGAGGCGUUAGAUGUGUUCAGGGAGAUGAGGGAGUGUUUAAGUGAAGAACCUAAUUCAGUUUCUCUUACUUCGGUUAUUUCGGCUUGUGUAAGUCUUCUUAAUCUCCAGCUUGGUAGGCAGAUUCAUGGACUUAUAGUGAAAUUGGAGAUGGAAUUUGAUACUAUGGUUGGUACUGCACUUAUUGACAUGUAUUCAAAAUGUGGUCGUGUGCGCUGGGCUUAUGAUGUAUUUAAAGAACUAAAUGGACGCAGGAAUUUUAUUACAUGGAAUUCGAUGAUUGCUGGGAUGAUGCUAAAUAAUCAGACUGAGAAGGCCAUUGAGUUGUUUGAACAGUUAGAAUAUGAAGGACUUGAGCCUGAUUCAGCAACAUGGAAUUCCAUAAUUAGUGGGUUCGCUCAAUUAGGGAAGGGAUUUGAAGCUUUUACAUACUUUAAGAAAAUGCAAUUAGCUGGUGAAGUACCGAGUUCAAAAUGUGUUACAAGUCUUUUAUCAGCUUGUGCAGACAUGGCUGCUCUGAAGUGCGGAAAAGAGAUUCAUGGGCAUUUUAUUAGAACUGAUAUUGGUGAUGAUGACUUCUUGUGUACGGCACUUAUUUUCAUGUACAUGAAAUGUGGGUUUCCCUCUGCGGCACGAAGAGUUUUUGAUCAAAUUAAGAUAAAACCUGAUGAUCCUGCAUUUUGGAAUGCCAUGGUGUCUGGAUAUGGAAGAAAUGGAGAGUUUGAGUCUGCGGUUGAAAUUUUUGACCUAAUGCAGGAGGAAAAGGUAAAGCCAAAUUCAGCAACUUUUGUUAGUAUUCUGUCUGCAUGCAGUCAUACUGGUCAAGUUGAAAAGGGACUGCAAGUGUUUAGAAUGAUGAGCGAUGAUUAUGGUAUCAACCCAAAUCCAGAGCAUGUUGGUUGUCUAAUUGACCUUUUAGGUCGUUCUGGAAGGCUAGAUGAAGCUGAAGAACUAAUACAAGAAUUAUCAGAGCCUUCUGCUUCUAUUUUCUAUUCUCUGCUUGGUGCUUGUUGGUCUCACAUGAAUUCCAAGCUCGGAGAAGAAACUGCGAUGAAGCUUUCGGAGUUGGAGCCAGAAAACCCAACUCCUUUCGUGGUUCUAUCCAAUAUAUAUGCUGGGUUGCAAAGGUGGGAGAAUGUGGAAAGGACUAGACAAAUGGUAAAUGAUAGAGCAUUGAGGAAACUCCCUGGAAUUUCAAUUGGAGUUACUUGAAAAAAAAGAACUACAGGAAAUAAGAACUUCAUUUGAGUAAUAUCUGGUGUCCGCUCAUGAGGUUAUAGAUUUUAACAACAAAACUAUCAUUGACUCAACAUUUCUUUGGCUGAAAACCCAAAAUGGUCGUCGAAAUGAUUAGGAGGCUCAAAUAUGAAGCAAGAGAUCACAUCUCUUAGGGUAAUUACACCAGCAAGUUCAUCUUCCUUGUCAGCUACUACAUAGACUCUGUGAACAGACUUGGAAGCAAGAGUCUGGAUCACACUGCCGAGGGUUGAAUCCAGCUUGCAUGUUAUU
This is a messenger RNA of Pistacia vera, 2233 nucleotides long. Its product is annotated as pentatricopeptide repeat-containing protein At2g02750-like. Bases 86 to 1936 code for a protein of 616 amino acids. Gene Ontology annotation, biological process: RNA modification. Gene Ontology annotation, molecular function: protein binding; RNA binding. NCBI's taxonomy places the organism in Eukaryota, Viridiplantae, Streptophyta, Magnoliopsida, Sapindales, Anacardiaceae. The transcript has a single exon. The record is from RefSeq and is a predicted model, not a curated record.